UGGAGUCAUGGCAAGGCAACCUUGUGUCUGCCGGGGCUUCUGUGCCAUGUCGUACACCACCUUCUUCCCCGGCCGAAGCCCACCAACAAGAACGCGUCUGGUCCUUCCAGAUCGGCUCUGGGAUUCACCAUGGUUUCUUCAUGCGCCCGUAUGUGUGGGUGGUCCGGCGGCUUGCGUAAGUGGCCUCUUUUGUGUAUCAGCUUCGGCGACAUAUGCCGCAUCGUUUCUAAGCAUGGAAGAAAAUCCUCCCCAGUGAAUUGGAAAUUCGGGGGGGCAAUCUCUCAAGAUUCCAAAGUUUCGUAAGGCGGACCCACAUUCCAUGGUUCGCAUCUGGAAGUCAUGGGUUGAUCAGCUGGAGAUGGGAGGUUGGCCAGCGCCCGGGCUACGGCUUGCGAGAUGGAUAUAUUGUCAAGAGGUUGUCCAAAUUCUGCAGCUUCUUCUGCCAGUUAGCUCGCUUUGCUUCCUCGACUAUACUUUCUCUUCUCUCUUGCACCCACCUACUCCGCCCUUUACACAGCUCGGCUGUAACGGGGCAACAGUUUCUGCACAUAUGCUUAGCUUUUCUCUAUUCUUUGAUCAGGACUCACCACUGAGAAACCGUUCUCCAUAAUGCUCCCCAUGAACUCUUCUACACAGCCGAGCAACUGGACCGGACAGGCUGCCGGGGCACCAGUUACUUUGCAUCCUCCACCCUCGGACACUUCUCUGCCUCCUAAGCUACCGCACUUGACCUUCGAAAACCCUGAUGAUAGCGACAGCACCGAAUUUGACGAUUCCAACAGCAGUGAAGAUGAUGAAUCCGACACAGAGGCAAGCCCGGUCGAGGCUAUCAAAAACAACAUGGCCAACCCUUUGAGGGCGGAAAGGCUUCGCGUUCCGCCGUUCAGCGUACCGCAGGCAAAUGUUGGCUUCCAGAGAGCUCAAACUCCGAUCGAGUCUGCACAGGCAAAGGUGCUCGAGGACCUUGUCAACAAAGUCUCAAAACUGGAGACAGAACUGGGUAAAUUUCGAGGCACCGCAUCGGCCCCAGACCAUGAAGACCGCCAUGCCGGGGCAUCACCCUUCACUACACCAGGUAUUCGACUCCAACCACCCACUUACCCGGGACAUAUCAACAGAGCGCCGUCUCCUCGGCAAACAGCUCCUCGGAUAGUCACCGGUCAGACAACCUCAGCCUUCCCUGAGCUAGCACCCCGAUCACCAUCCGGUGUUCAGUUCAGUUCACCAGUGCCGCCCUUCUCGUCUGGCGGCCACUCGGCGGGUCCGUUUCCGGGUGUAAAGACACCCGUGGUUGAGAUUUCCGCUGUUGACCUCAAAUGGGGUCCGCUGUUCGACGAAAAGGGAGCGCCAACAAAAAGAUGGGAGCAAGUGUUGAAAGGUCUUGGUCAAUACAUUCUCGAUGAAUUUAUGCCACAAAAGACGUUGGUGAUGGCUCCUCAAAAGAUGGCAGCUUUCUACUCCCAGCACAACAUCGAGUGUGAGGCAGUUUCAUUCCUCGAAAUAUUUCGAAGCCGGAAUCAAGACGUCCAUGUCAGAUUGUCGGAGCUGUAUGACCAGCUCGGGUUCGAAUAUCACUUGGCACCUUCAGCACCCGGAUGUAGGCCGACGGUGCCUGGCUUGACCCUCCACGGAUGGACUCAGUGGAUGACGUUAGCCAUGAGGGCGCAUCCUGAUGAAGAGGCUCGCAGGUUCGCCAAGGUGAUCACGAUGCUGCCCAUUAAUGCCGAGAGUCCACUUGACGGCAAGCUAGAAAGACUUCCGAAGCAGAUAUCCCGUCACCUUUUGCCGGAGAAGGCCGACCCAGCAUCCCGGGGAAAGUUCAGCGCCGCCCUUCGAGUGGUACAGGAAGCUUUGGGACUGUUGUCUCCGCCUCCCAAACCGAGUCUCCAGGAACGACGGCCAUCUCAAUCGCGCGCUGUUAGCCCUAGGUCUCGAUAUAAGCCCUCAUCCGUUGACAUUCCGUCACCUCCCUCCUCAGUCUCCGGGGCGGCCGUGGAUGAUGAGUACCGGAGAGGUGACCGUGAGCGCGAGCGAAACUACCGCGACCUUCCAGGAAGACCAUACGAGAGUAAUGGCUCCGCGAGGCGAGACCCUCCAUUAUCGCGAUCAACAACGGGACUUGGCUUGCCCACUCGCCCCCCCUCGCGGACCGGACCCCCUUCGACAACAAGUUCUCGCCGACGUAGCUCACCUGGCCCCUAUCACAGAAGCUCCGUAUCAGGGGCAAGUGGAAGAGAGGAGAGGGGAUACACCAGGUCGUCGUCUGAUGCUACCAUAUAUCCUCACCGGUCGGACCAAAGAGAGCGAGAGCGUGAACGAGAAAGAGAACGCGAAAGAGAUAGGGAGCGGGAGCGGGAGCGUGAUCGUGACAGAGAGAGAGAUGCCCGAGACUCCAAGGCCAGAGGACGAGAAAGGGAGGCAGACAGAAGGGACAGAGGCAGUCGAAGAUCGGCCUCGGUGGUGAGCAACACGGACCGAAAAGGAGGCCUUGGUCGUCCUAACCGAAGGAGUUCUGUGAUUGUCCAAGAUGAACGAGCGGGCAACUUGGGACGUGCCCCGACGUGGGGAGAUUUCUUUACAGGAAAGUCAGCCAUGGCUUGA
Messenger RNA from Podospora bellae-mahoneyi, 2601 nucleotides. RefSeq lists its product as uncharacterized. The transcript is spliced from 4 exons. The record is from RefSeq and is a predicted model, not a curated record. NCBI's taxonomy places the organism in Eukaryota, Fungi, Ascomycota, Sordariomycetes, Sordariales, Podosporaceae. The coding region runs from base 610 to 2601 and encodes 663 amino acids.